AUGAGCGCCCGAUUCAAGUCGUUCGGCUUUCCCAGACGUAAAGACAAGCACAACUCCGCUCCGUUAUCUACCCCAAACGCCAACCCCAUCGUCCCCCCCUCCAACGGAACUUCACCCACUUCACCACCUUCAAAUCGCAGUUCAUCUACUACAAGUCUCCCGCAGGCUAUGAGCACGGGUCGACCGCCAAGUUACUCGGUUAAUAACAGUAACCGCCCAACAAGCCCCUUGGCUCCCGGUCAACAACUCGUCCAACAUCCCGCCCCUCUUAACCCUUCCGCCAUGAAUCAAUACGGACAAUCUAUCCCACAACAAAUGAAUGCGCCACCGGGUUACGGUAUGCAGCCACAACAGUUGGGACAUGGUGCUCCCGCGGGUCUCCCUCAGCAGUACGCGGGACGCAACCCCGCCGCCGAGGCCUCAAGUGGAGAUCGCAGCAAGGCCCAGCUUAUCGUCGGUAUCGAUUUUGGUACCACUUUCUCCGGUGUCGCAUUCGCCUUUGCAACCAACAACGAGGCCAGGGAGGAUAUCAUCACAGAGUGGCCUGGUGCUGGAACCCAUACCAAACAAAAAAUUCCCACCGUUCUCUACUAUGAUCAGUACCAAAAGGUAGUGGGCUGGGGUCCAGAUAUCGCUGAGGCGCUGGCGCCCACCGGAUACCCCAAACCAGGUGUGCAGAAAGUAGAGUGGUUCAAGCUUCAGUUGAUGCUGUCGGGAAACACCUAUAUCGACCCUAUCAACCUGCCCCCACUCCCCCCAGGAAAGUCCGAAAUCGAUGUCGCCGCCGAUUAUCUCUUCAAACUACGACAGGCUAUGCGCGCUCAACUACAAAAGACUCUUGGUGAGGUUUUCACCCGCGAGGAGCGCAACAUCCGCUAUUACCUCACAGUACCGGCCAUCUGGAAUGACGCCGGCAAGGCGGCCACUCGUUCCGCUGCCAUCCAGGCUGGUUUCCUGCGUGAUGAGAAUGAUAACCGUUUGACGCUGGUGUCAGAACCGGAGGCAGCUGCCCUGUUUUGUGCGAAAACUGGAUUGCUGAAUCUGAAAAUUGGAGAUGCGAUCUUGAUCGUGGAUUGUGGUGGUGGAACCGUUGAUUUGAUCGCGUACGAGGUGGAGGAGGAACAGCCAUUCAGUGUGAUGGAAUGUACGGCUGGUUCAGGAGAUUCCUGUGGCUCGACAGCGCUCAACCGCAACUUCAGCAACAUCUUGCGAGCCAAGAUCCGGAAGAUGAAACUGCCUGAUGGUUCUCGGACGGCUGGCAAGGUCUACGCCAAAUGUAUUAUGGAUUUUGAGAACCGCAUCAAGGCUGACUUCCGUAAUAACGGACAAAAGUGGGCCGUGGAUGUUGGUAUCGAGGCCGACUUCCCCGAUGCUGGAAUUGAGGAGGGUUAUAUGACUUUCACCAAUGAGGAAAUCCUCCAGUGCUUCGAGCCUGUGGUGAAUCGCAUUCUAGAGCUGGUCCGGAACCAGAUCAUUGCUAUCCAAGCACAGAACCGCUUGCUCCAGAACGUUCUGGUCGUCGGUGGUUUCGGUGCCUCUGAAUACCUCUUCCAGCAAAUUAAGCUUCACGUGCCUCCACAAUACCAGACCAAGGUUGUCCGCCCUAUGGACUCCGUAGCCGCCAUUGUCAAGGGUGCCGUCACUGCCGGUAUCACCGAACGAGUUAUCACCCACCGUGUUGCCCGUCGACACUACCUCAUGGCCACUCUGCAGCCUUUCAAGGAGGGAUACCAUCCAGAGCAGUACCGCGUACCCAGUCUAGAUGGCCGAGACCGAUGCAAGUACACUCGCCAGAUCUUUGUCCAGAAGGGCGAGCGUGUCAAGAUUGGAGAGCCUGUGAAGGUCAGCUUCUUCCGUCAGGUGGCCCCGGGUGCCACCCUGAUGUACGAGGAUGUCCUAUACGCCUGUGAUGAAGAUGUCUGCCCUGAGUACACCAAGGAUCCUCGCAUCAAGGAGGUUGUCACCCUCACUUCGGAUCUGUCGCGCAAGAACUUGGAAACCGACUUUGAGCGCAUGGAUACCCCGCAGGGUAUCUUCUACCGGGUAUACUUUGAUAUUUACCUUACCUUGGAUGGCAGUGAAUUCAGCGCCGAGCUGGUCUGUCAAAAUGAGAUUAUGGGCCGCUGCCGUGCCAAAUUCCGGUAA
Molecule: messenger RNA, 2145 nt
Organism: Penicillium verhagenii
Lineage: Eukaryota; Fungi; Ascomycota; Eurotiomycetes; Eurotiales; Aspergillaceae
Product: Hsp70 family protein
Exons: 4
Coding region: 1-2145 (714 amino acids)
Molecular function (GO): ATP binding; ATP-dependent protein folding chaperone
Source: RefSeq, a predicted model, not a curated record